Anisakis simplex (herring worm) is the source of this 1344-nucleotide messenger RNA. NCBI's taxonomy places the organism in Eukaryota, Metazoa, Nematoda, Chromadorea, Rhabditida, Anisakidae. The record is from the annotation of a GenBank genome assembly.
CUCAUUUCAUUUUUCAGAAUGAAACGCAAAUUCCUUCUUAUCACAGCAAAUGUUGGAUCGUUAUUUGAAAAGUCAUGUCGAAUACAUAAUGGCUGGUUGACAACCUUAAUUCAGGAGAUAGAACGAGAAAAAGCUGACUUCGUUGCUAUUCACAUGCAAGAAGUUGGUGGUAAACACUAUGAAGAGUGCUCAAGUCAAGUGCCACCGUUAGUGGACAAAAUAGCUGAUCAGAUGAAUCAAUUAGGUUAUUCGAUUGGACGAGCUUAUUUGGAUUUGGAAUACUACAUACCGGAUGAGUACAAUGCAAUGGAACAGUACGACUUUCGUGAAAAGAAAUUCGAACGUAUGAAAAAUGGUUUCGAGAUGAUACAAAAGGAUCUAGCGUUAUGUACGCGACUGCGUAAAGCUAAAUUCCCGAAACACUUCUGGCCAGCCAUCAAGUGGGGUCGAAAAGGCUUCAUACACUGUCGUUUCAGACACAACAAAACGUUAGUCGUCGAUCCGAUCCGAUCCAUCCCACCUAUUCUGUCAUCAAUAUCGAAACCCUCAAACAACUUUCAUUUCAGACCAAUAGAUUUCCUUAACGUACAUCUGUUCCACGAUGAAUCCAAUAUCGCACUUAUACAUGAGAAUCCUUCGUUGUAUAGUGACAAUCGAAAGCGUGCACUAAACUAUGUGCUCGAUGAAGCAGCCAGAGUAUCGGAUAAUUCAGUAACGAAGCCAAAUCCUUUAUUUGUUUUUGGUGAUCUCAACUUCAGAUUGCAUUCACCGUCAUUUCUGAAUCGUAUAACAGUGGAAGCAGAUCAACGACACGAUUCACUCGAAUCGCAUAGUAAUUUUGGCAACAGUGGAAAUUCGUUGUUGACAGUCGAGGCAGCUGCCCAACAGCUCGGCGAUACGCUGCUCACAACUCGUGACGGUGAGCAAUUGCGACGCACAGUUUCAGCGAUUGAAUUCCGACGUUCACCUAAUGGCUCAAGAACCGAUCUCCCUUCCAGUUGUGUUUUGCGUAUUGAACGAAAUCGAUUCGAUUAUUUCAAUCACAAGAAAUUGCUCCAUGAAUGGCGUGGCUAUUUGGAGGAUGAUCAAGAGGCUAAGAGCUUCCCAUCGCUUUACGAACUCAACAUUCAAUUUCCACCAACCUAUCCAUGGAGUGAAGAUCCGGAUGAGAGUGAGGCACUGAUGAAGACUCGUGCACCGGCGUGGUGUGAUCGUGUGCUCAUGAAUGAGAGUGCGUUCGAGAUUGUGCAACGUGACCAGAAGAAACUCUACGAUAGUAUCGGAAAGGAGAUUUGCAUGGGUGACCAUAAGCCAGUCAUCUUAACGUUCACCGCAGACGUCUGA